Molecule: messenger RNA, 558 nt
Organism: Camponotus floridanus (Florida carpenter ant)
Lineage: Eukaryota; Metazoa; Arthropoda; Insecta; Hymenoptera; Formicidae
Exons: 1
Coding region: 1-558 (185 amino acids)
Molecular function (GO): nucleic acid binding
Source: RefSeq, a predicted model, not a curated record
AUGGGACAAUUACCUGCGGUUCGGGUAACAUCGAAACGACCAUUCUUCGUUAUCGGAAUGGAUUUUGCCGGACCGAUCACAACAUUAAUAAAUAGAGGCCGUGGUAGAAAGACAAACAAGUCCUACAUCUCGUUGUUUGUAUGCUUUACAAGUAAGGCGAUUCAUCUUGAGGCUGUCAGUGAUUUGAGUUCAGCUUCUUUCAUAGCCGCACUUAGGCGUUUCACGGGACGUCGAGGUUAUCCUCAACGCAUCUAUUGUAAUAAUGCGACGAAUUUCGUCGGAUCAAGGAAUGAAAUUUGCGAGAUGUAUGAUUUGAUUGAGAAGGAGGAGCGGGAAUUGAACGACAAUUUUCCAAAUAGAAUCGAAUGGAAAUUUAUACCACUGGCGUCUCCUCACAUGGGAGAUUUAUGGGAAGCAGACGUAAAAUCAUGUAAAUUUCACCUAAAACGAGUUAUAGGAGAGAAUUUAUUAACAUUUGAGGAAUUAAACACAAUUCUAGUUCAAAUCGAGGCUUGCUUAAACUCGCCCGAUUUGUCAAUUGCCUUCAACAGCCGCUGA